This is a messenger RNA of Cyprinodon tularosa, 1830 nucleotides long. Its product is annotated as tripartite motif-containing protein 16-like. The record is from RefSeq and is a predicted model, not a curated record. Bases 1 to 1668 code for a protein of 555 amino acids. Lineage: Eukaryota; Metazoa; Chordata; Actinopteri; Cyprinodontiformes; Cyprinodontidae. The transcript has a single exon. Gene Ontology annotation, molecular function: zinc ion binding; protein binding.
AUGGCUAAGAGAGGAGAUCAGCUGGACCGAGAGGAAUUCUCCUGUUCCAUCUGUUUGGAUCUACUGAAGGAUCCAGUGACUAUUCCCUGUGGACACAGCUACUGUAUGAACUGUAUUAAAGUUCAUUGGGACAGAGAAACUCAAAGAAGAAUCUACAGCUGCCCUCAAUGCAGAGCAACUUUCAGGCAAAGGCCUGCACUAUCAAAAAACAUCUUGCUGUCAGAGUUGGUGAUGGAUCUAAAGAAGACAUCAAGACACCAAGCUUCUCCAGUUAAUCACUGCUAUGCUGGAGCUGAAGAUGUGGCCUGUGAUGUCUGCACUGGGAGGAAAAGGAAAGCUGUCAAGUCCUGUUUGUCCUGCCCUGCUUCCUACUGUGAGAAUCACCUGCAACCUCAUUAUGAUGCUCCGCCAUUAAAGAAGCACAAGCUGAGGAACCCCUCGAAGAAUCUCCAGGAGAACAUCUGCUCUCGUCAUGAUGAGGUGAUGAAGAUCUUCUGUCGUACUGAUCAGCAGUGUAUCUGUUAUCUCUGCACCAUGGAUGAACAUAAAGGCCAUGAAACAGUCCCAGCUGCAGCAGAAAGGACUGAGAAGCAAAAGGAGCUUCAGGAGAGACGACAACAAAUCCAGCAGAGAAUCCAGGACCAGGAGAAAGAUGUGAAGCUGCUUCAACAGGAGGUGGAGGCCAUCAAUGGCUCUGCUGAUAAAGCAGUGGAGGACAAUGAGAAGAUCUUCACUGAUCUGAUCCGUCUCCUCCAGAAAAGAAGCUCUGAUGUGAAGCAGCAGAUCAGAUCCCAGCAGGAAACUGAAGUGAGUCGAGUCAAAGAGCUUCAGAAGAAGCUGGAGCAGGAGAUCACUGAGCUGAAGAGGAAAGAUGCUGAGCUGGAGAAGCUCUCAAUCACAGAGGAUCACACCCAGUUUCUCCAGAACUACCCCUCACUGUCAGCACUCAGUGAGUCUACACACUCAUCCAGCAUCAAUAUUCGUCCUCUGAGAUACUUUGAGGAUGUGACAGCAGCUGUGUCAGAACUCUGGGAUAUACUACAGGACAUUUUGAGAGAAACACAGAGAAACUUCUCACUGAAAGUCACUGUAAGGUCAGAAACAGCUCCCAAGGUCAGAGCCAGAUUCCUGAAAUACUCGAGGGAGAUUAUUCUAGAUCCAAACACAGCAAACAGAUUACUUUCAUUGUCUGAGGGGAACAGAAAGGUAAUACUAACAGACCACCAACAGUCUUAUCCUGAUCACAAAGACAGGUUUACUACUUGGCCUCAGGUCCUGAGCAGAGACAGUCUUACCGGACGCUGUUACUGGGAGGUAGAGUGGAAAGGAGUAGCUAUUGCAGCAGUUUCAUAUGAUAAUAUCAACAGAGCAGAUACAUCAGCUGAAGGCUUAUUUGGAUGGAAUAAGAAAUCUUGGUCUUUACGUUGUGAGAAAAAUAGCUACAUAUUUCAACACAACAGCAUUCAAACUCCAGUACCAGGUCCAGUUUCCUCCAGAAUAGGAGUGUAUCUGGAUCACAGAGCAGGUAUUCUGUGUUUCUACAGCGUCUCUGAAACCAUGACUCUCCUCCAUAGAGUCCAGACCACAUUCACUAAACCUCUAUAUGCUGGGAUAAGGCUUAGGAGUUGCAUUAAUGGAUCCACUGCUGAUUUUGUUAAACUAAAAUAGUCAGAGCUGAUUUCAGCACCAAUUAAAAUGUGUAUCUAACUUCCGGUUUCUUCAGUCUCUCUCAUUGUUGCUGAGAGCUCAUUGUUCUGUCAUUUCUUUGAUGCUGAGGGACCAGUUGUCUUCAGAAGCUAUUUUUUCAUCUCUUUUUGAUGUUUUGCUGAU